Messenger RNA from Sarcophilus harrisii (Tasmanian devil), 901 nucleotides. Its product is annotated as zinc finger protein 383-like. The record is from RefSeq and is a predicted model, not a curated record. Gene Ontology annotation, biological process: regulation of DNA-templated transcription. Lineage: Eukaryota; Metazoa; Chordata; Mammalia; Dasyuromorphia; Dasyuridae. The transcript has 4 exons. Bases 140 to 901 code for a protein of 253 amino acids.
UUCAGGUCCCUUCUCCAAAUUGAGGAGCAUUGGAUUAGGUCAGUAAUGAAACUUACUUCAACUCUUAACUCCUCUGGGUGUUGGUGUUUUAGGGGUUGGUGACCUUCAAGGAUGUGGCUGUGGACUUUAGCCCAGAGGAAUGGGGUUUGUUGGACCGGAUCAGAAAGAGCUGCACAAGGAGGUCAUGCUGGAGAAUGCCAAGAACUUGCUCUCCCUGGGACUUCCAGUUCCCAGAGAAGAUUUCAUCUCCCAUGUGGAAAGAGGAGACCUGAGGAACUCAUGUACUGAUUCAGAGACAUGGUUUGAUAUGAAGGAGAUGAAUGCAAAUCUGAAAAUGAUCUCAAAGAAAGACCUUUUUCAAUAUAGUGAAUAUAGGGCUGUUUUUGCUAAGCACAAUAGAAACCGUAUUAGAAAGGAACACUGUGAAAGGAAUACACACAAAAAAGCUUUAAGAAAGAGUUCCAGGGUUGCUAAAGAUAAGAAUAUACAUCCUGAAGAGAAGACACCCGAGUGUCAUGAAUGUGAUAAAUCUUUUCUUGUACGCUUUUCCCUUGCCAAGCAUCAGAAGAUCCCUGCUGGAGAGAAGCCUUAUAAAUGUAAGAAACAUGGAAAGGCUUUGAGAGAGCGAUCUACUGCUAAACAUGAGAGAAUUCACACGGAAAAACAAUCUUACAAAUGUAAUCAAUGUGGAAAGGAUUUCCAGUGUAAUUCCAAAUUGGCUCAACAUCAGAGAAUUCACACUGGAGAGAAGCCUUAUAAAUGUAAGGAAUGUGGAAAAGCUUUCAUACAUCAUCCCAGUCUUAGAAUCCACACUGGAGACAAGCUUUAUCAUUGUAAUGAAUGUGGAAAGGCUUUCUACAAAGAGCUCUUACCUUGUAGUACAUCAGAGAAUCCACACUGA